Meriones unguiculatus (Mongolian gerbil) is the source of this 567-nucleotide messenger RNA. Its product is annotated as keratin-associated protein 9-3. Lineage: Eukaryota; Metazoa; Chordata; Mammalia; Rodentia; Muridae. The transcript has a single exon. Gene Ontology annotation, cellular component: keratin filament. The record is from RefSeq and is a predicted model, not a curated record. The coding region runs from base 1 to 567 and encodes 188 amino acids.
AUGGCCUGCUGCGCUACCAGCUUCUGUGGCUUUCCCUCUUGCUCCACUGGUGGCACCUGUGGCUCUAGCUGCUGCCAGCCCAGCUGCUGCCAGCCCAGCUGUUGUCAGUCCAGCUGUUGUCAGUCCAGCUGCUGCCAGCCCAGCUGCUGCCAGUCCAGCUGCUGUCAGCCCAGCUGCUGUCAGCCCAGCUGCUCCCAGUCCAGCUGCUGCCAGCCCAGCUGCUCCCAGUCCAGCUGCUGCCAGCCCAGCUGCUGCCAGACCAGCUGCUCCCAGUCCAGCUGUUGUCAGCCCAGCUGCUGCCAGACCAGCUGCUGUGGAACUGGCAGUGGCCAGGAGGGUGGCAGCGGAGCCGUGAGCUGCCGCGUCAGAUGGUGCCGCCCAGACUGCCGCGUGGAGGGCACCUGCCUGCCCCCCUGCUGUGUGGUGAGCAGCACGCCCCCAACCUGCUGCCAGCUGCACCAUGCCCAGGCUUCCUGCUGCCGCCCGUCCUACUGUGGGCAAUCCUGCUGCCGCCCAGCCUGCUGCUGCCACUGCUGCCAGCCCAGCUGCUCUGAGCCCAGCUGCUGA